CUCGGGUUACACAAAUCUCAAAAAAUUUUUUGACUCUGUCGGGUUUUUUAAAAUUAGUAAUGGUUCUUUCCGACUGAUGGAUUCCCAAGAACUCGUUACCCUCACAGUUGAUCACCUCCUCAAACUUAAAGCAGCAAAAAAUUUUUAUGAGAAUUCACAGCCAAUUACCUCUUUAGACUUCGAUGACACAGGCGAAUUUUGCGUAACUGCCUCGGCUGAUGAUUCGAUUAACCUUUACAAUUGCCUUCAGGGAAGGUGA
Molecule: messenger RNA, 259 nt
Organism: Cetraspora pellucida
Lineage: Eukaryota; Fungi; Glomeromycota; Glomeromycetes; Diversisporales; Gigasporaceae
Source: the annotation of a GenBank genome assembly